CUUUCUACCACAUGUGUAUGAAUUUGCCUCCUGCUCGCUCCGACAGUCCUUACUUCUUAUACAAUACUGACAUAUGAUUCUUCGACGUUCAAAUAAGCCUGUACCUUCCUACAAUGUUUUCGAUAUAGCUUCUCUCCGAGUUGCUCUAUGAGCUUUCGAUUCUCCUCCCUUUAUAUUUCAUAACUCUCGCCGGCGAUUACUCACCAAAUAUUACCUUCAUCCACUCGUCUGGUCCCGAAGCACGUACGCAAGGGUUAUUAUCGACAUGGCACAGAUGCGCCAGCGUAAUCAUCCAGCUGCGAUUCGAAAUCGGCCCAUCACCGCCGAAUUUGCGCCUCCAACGAAAGAAGCAUCAAUGCUUUACUCCAUGCUCCCAUCUGCUGUCCAAUCCCGAUUACCCCGCCUUCCUUCACUCCGCCGCUCCGUUUCGAUGUAUGGUUUGGUGACUAGACGCAAAUCUGCAGACUCGAGACAUGCGUCUGGGGCUCGAACGCCAGAAUACGCAUCUGCGAUUGUGUUGAGUGGCGCUGCAGCUUUGAAUAACGAGGAAGACAUUGCGCGGUAUUUUGUGGAGAGCCUUUCGACUUCGAGUGAUGAGGAUAUGCUGCAGACGAGUACAGGCAAGGGAAGGCAGACAUCUAGGUUGGAGCUGACGGAGAGCAGAAGCGGGAUAGGUUGGAAGUUUGCAAAUCAAGGUCUCAAUCUGCUCAGUCUGGCCGUCGAAGAAUCCUCUGCAAUAUCCCAAGCCGCGAGAUUUGGGAACGCAAAUUUUGCGAGACAGGUCUACCUCCACGCCCUCACCUACCUUCUUCAAGGACUACCUUCGGAUAUGUCGACUGAAGAACAAUUGAGUAUUCGGGGUGCUCUACCACCCGGUGUGGUGGACCCUCUGCUUUUCAAUGUCAACCCGGGGUACAAUGCACACAUUGUCUCCCCUCCGAGCGACCAACCAUCACUCUUACAUCGUACACUUGCUUCCACGAUCGUCCAAGUUUUCAUACUCUUCCAAUUCAUACUCCCGUAUCUGAAGUACCUCCUCAGUGCUGCAUAUCAAUAUGAUCGGGAACAUAAGAUCUCGGAGAAGCUAUUCAGUCAGGGGAUCGAGACGGUGGAUUCCCUCGGUAAGACGGGGAUGAGCUUCACGAGUGCAAUUUAUGGGAUGGGGGAUGGCAAAGUGGGGAAAAUGAUUACCCAGACCGCUGCCUGGUUUUUGGAAGGCAUUACUGGUGGUAUUCAUGAGGGUGUUGGGGAGGGGAUGGUGAUUAUAGGGGCUGCUCCGAGGAGAUCACAAGGAGUAUCGACGAUGUUCAACCUCUGCAGAAGAGGCCCAGCCUCGAUUUCGAAAGCUAUUCGUGGAGCAGCUCCUAUAACACGAAUACCAUCCACGAGACCAUCAACACUAUGUCUAGCAGUCCAAAGCUCUGUGAAGCCAGCGAUUGAAGCGCGAUGGCUCCAUGUAUCGUCUACGUUGACGAAUCAGGCCGGUGCUGCAAGAAGUUCGCAGCGGUUUGCUGAAGAUGGUUCGAUCGAGCAGCCAGCAUCCUUCAGGGAGAUCACCAAGUUCCAAGAAUUGGUUGAGCAUGAUAUGGUACAUCCAAAUAUCAUCGCUGAGAUUACCAAGGGCAUGGGUCAUCAUACCAUGACGGAGGUGCAGACAAUGACAAUCAAUCAGGGUUUGCAAGGUACCGAUAUUGUUGCGCAAGCACGAACUGGUACAGGUAAAACGCUUGGCUUCCUCAUCCCGACUAUCCAGAACAUCCUCCGAAAGGAUCCUGAUCUUGCCACCCGACAGCGAUACUCCAAAGCCAGAGCCUCCGAUAUCCGAGCAAUCAUUAUUUCUCCCACUCGCGAAUUGGCGGAGCAAAUUGCUGUAGAGGCAAACAAGCUCUGCUAUAAUACAGAUUUGAGAGUUCAGGUUGCAGUUGGUGGCAAUAGCAAGAGACUAAUGCUUAGAAAGACCCAAUACGAGGGAUGCCAUUUGCUCGUGGCGACUCCUGGCAGACUGACUGAUCUCCUGUCGGACGAAUAUAGUGGGGUUCAAGCACCCAAUUUGACGACUUUGGUUCUCGAUGAGGCUGACAGACUUCUGGAUGAUGGAUUCUCCAGGGAUAUCGAGGAAAUUCUCGCCUUAUUGCCCAACCGCCAACGUGUUGAUCGCCAAACGCUCCUCUUCUCAGCGACUAUUCCCAAGGAGGUCAUGCAUCUGGUUCGACGAACAUUGAAGCCCAAUUUUCACUUUGUUCAAACGGUCAAGGAAGGUGAUCUUGCGACUCACGAGAAGGUCCCUCAGUACAUUGCUGUAACUCCGGGAAUGGAAAAUCAUAUGCCAGCUCUAUUGGAAUUAUGCAAGCGCGGAGUUGCGAAAGCAGCACAGGACGCCGAGACAUUAGGACUCGCGGCCAAACCUUUCAAAGCAAUCGUCUAUUUGUCUCAAACAACUCAAGUCCAACUUGCUCACCAAAUCUUCAAUAACCUGAAAAGCGAAGAUGGUGGAAUGUGGGGAAAGUACCCUUUGUACCCAGCUGAGAUUUCUCUGAUGCACGGCCAACUCACUCAAAUGGAGCGUACCCGAGUAUCCGAACGUUUCCGCAAAGCGAAGUCCGCAAUACUCUUCUCUACUGAUGUGACUGCUCGUGGUAUGGAUUUCCCCAAUGUCACUCACGUCAUUCAAGUUGGUCUACCUCCUAACAAGGAGCAAUACAUCCAUCGAAUCGGCAGAACAGGACGAGGAGACAAGGCUGGAGAAGGAUGGAUAAUCAUCAACCAGGCUGAGGUUAGGGAAGCACGACAAAGACUCCGUGGCUUGCCAAUUACGCCUGACAAGAGCUUGGAAGCUGCUCAACUGGAUAUGACACAAGAUGCCCAGUUGCCAAAAUCCUUAGCGAGGACCUUGAGCCAAGUCGCCGCCGCAACUAGGAUGGUCGACCGCCGCUUGAAGGAAGCGGCUUAUAUAGCCUCUUUAGGACACGUCGCGCGAAAUCCCGGACUGCUGGAAGCUCUGAAUCAGUUGACUAGAUAUGGCUGGGGUUAUGAGAAGCCUCCGCCAGUCUCUCCGCGUCUGGCACAGAAGAUGGGGCUGACAAGAGUUCAAGGAAUGAACAUUGUGGAACGUGAGCGAGACAACUUCGAUGAUUUCGGUAGCCAGUUCGGUGCGAGAGGUGGGGAAGGUCGCAGUGGAUUUGGAGAUCGAUCUGGCGGAUUCGGCGGCGACCGAAGACAGGGAGGUGGCUUUGGAGACCGCGGAGGACAAAAUGGUGGAUUUGGAAACAGAUCAAGUGGCUGGGGUGGAAGAACUGGUGGAUUCGGUGGAGACAAACGCGGAGGUGGACGUGGGGGAGCGGAAUCGAGAUUCCGCGAGGAGGCAAGCUUUUAACGAACUACCUUUUGUUGCUUGUGUACACCAGGCGGCUGACUUGAGUUGGCUCUGUUCGAUUUUUCGUUUGUGGGUGUAUAAAACGAGCAAGGAAUGUAUGAAUAGUGAGAUGGCGUUCAGGGCCGCUGGCAUCGGUUGGGUAGAUCAUUGCAGAGCGUUCUGGGUAUUUAGGCAAAGGGGUUUCUGCUAGAAGUCCUUUGUCAAACUAGCACGACAGCAAUUCAACUCUACUUUCUCCAAGGUCUGUUGACCAAGCCGCACCUCAUUUCUUCAAGGGAUGGAUGAAUCGUUCUUCGGGAUUACGUAAAGACAA
This is a messenger RNA of Hyaloscypha bicolor E, 3686 nucleotides long. RefSeq names its product DEAD-domain-containing protein. Gene Ontology annotation, cellular component: mitochondrion. Gene Ontology annotation, molecular function: ATP binding; nucleic acid binding. The record is from RefSeq and is a predicted model, not a curated record. The coding region runs from base 266 to 3373 and encodes 1035 amino acids. NCBI's taxonomy places the organism in Eukaryota, Fungi, Ascomycota, Leotiomycetes, Helotiales, Hyaloscyphaceae. The transcript is spliced from 4 exons.